GUUCUUCAGCGUCAGGACAAGACAAGACUAAUCCACCACAGUCUUUCUCACACAUCCAGCAAAAUGGCACCAAAGAAGGCAGCACCUCGUGUGCAGGAGAAUGUUCAGCUCGGUCCCCAGGUCCGCGAGGGCGAGCUCGUCUUCGGCGUCGCACGCAUCUUCGCCUCCUUCAACGACACCUUCGUCCACGUUACCGAUCUUUCUGGCCGCGAAACCAUCAGCCGUGUUACUGGUGGUAUGAAGGUCAAGGCCGACCGUGAUGAGUCCUCCCCAUACGCUGCCAUGUUGGCUGCUCAGGACGUCGCCGCUCGCUGCAAAGAGUUGGGCAUCACGGCUCUUCACGUCAAGAUCCGUGCCACUGGUGGUAACGGCACCAAGACCCCAGGCCCAGGUGCGCAGUCCGCCCUUCGCGCUCUUGCCCGUUCCGGCAUGAAGAUCGGCCGUAUCGAGGACGUUACUCCAACUCCAUCCGACUGCACCCGAAGAAAGGGUGGUCGCCGUGGUCGUCGUCUGUGAGCGCUUUGCAUAUUGUUUGCAAGCAGGCUCGCAGCAGCUGUGUUGGACAUGGCUACGAGCAUGAACGACAGAAUAUGGAACAUUUGCUGGAUGUGACGCUAUCGCGGAGGACGGCAUUAAUCGCCUGGUCUCCAUGCGUGAUUCUAUAGUCACGUAUAUUGAAAGCAAUUCCUGAUUCUGAAAUGGAUUACCUAUUCUUGCCAUUCAUCUCUU
This is a messenger RNA of Sphaerulina musiva SO2202, 729 nucleotides long. RefSeq names its product Ribosomal_S11-domain-containing protein. The record is from RefSeq and is a predicted model, not a curated record. The transcript is spliced from 4 exons. Gene Ontology annotation, biological process: maturation of SSU-rRNA from tricistronic rRNA transcript (SSU-rRNA, 5.8S rRNA, LSU-rRNA); translation; ribosomal small subunit assembly. NCBI's taxonomy places the organism in Eukaryota, Fungi, Ascomycota, Dothideomycetes, Mycosphaerellales, Mycosphaerellaceae. Gene Ontology annotation, cellular component: cytosolic small ribosomal subunit; ribosome. Bases 64 to 516 code for a protein of 150 amino acids. Gene Ontology annotation, molecular function: small ribosomal subunit rRNA binding; structural constituent of ribosome; mRNA 5'-UTR binding.